Messenger RNA from Helianthus annuus (common sunflower), 651 nucleotides. RefSeq lists its product as uncharacterized. The transcript has a single exon. NCBI's taxonomy places the organism in Eukaryota, Viridiplantae, Streptophyta, Magnoliopsida, Asterales, Asteraceae. The record is from RefSeq and is a predicted model, not a curated record. The coding region runs from base 1 to 651 and encodes 216 amino acids.
AUGCAGCAUAUUGAUAUGCGGGAUAUGAAUGACAAGGUGGUAUGGAGAUCUUCAGCUGGUAAGGAAUUGGAUUAUAGUACUUUUAAUGUUUGGGAUGAUAUUCGGGUCGCUCAGAAUGAAGUUCAAUGGUCGUCUAUGGUUUGGUUUCCUCAAUCUAUUCCACGCCAUUCGUUUUUCAUGUGGCUUUUGGUUAACAAGAAAUUGAAGACACAGGAUGUAAUGGCUAGGUGGUGUGCGUCGGGCAACAUGAAUUUCAAUUUGAUGUGCUGUUCCUUGUGUUCGUUGGGGCCGGAUUCUCAUGAACAUCUUUUCUUUGAAUGCACGUAUGGAUCUCAGGUUUGGAAUGGAGUAAAAGAUAUAGUGGGAUUAACGUCAGUCGAUAACUCUUGGGAUAUGAUCUUUAGUCAUCUGGUUCAAGUUGCUAAUUCAAAGAAUGCUAUGCAUGUGAUCAGCAAGUUGGUUGUCAGUGUGGCAGGGUAUUUUGUUUGGCAAGAAAGGAAUCUCCGGUUGUUUACGUCCAAAAAACGAAGUGCUGCUCGGCUAGUCGAUAUUAUUUUAGCUACAGUUCAGAUGAAACUUCAUACGAUGCGGUUUAAAAGACCAGUCAAGUGGAGGGGAUCCUACAAGAUUGGAGCUUGCCUCGAGGUUUAA